CUCGACAGCACGAUGCAAUGCCCCGCCUUGACUCGCGCGCCACAGACAGCGAUCACAUGCUUUGACGACCUCGUUCUCUUUCUUGAGCCCGACCAUGAACCCAGCAGCCAUCCCCUCGAUCGACCCCCCUUUCCUGCACUUCAGCACGCCAUCCAUGGUUACCAAGACCACUUUCACGCCGAUUUCUAUACCACAUUGUGGCCACGGAUUCUGGAAUGGGCAUGGACUGUUCCAGGCACCUAUGCUCCCACAGGUCUGAGUUUUACCUCGCCGCAAGUGUCAUCGUGUGGCACAUACACCUCCGCAAAAUGCAACUACGACACGGAUGUGGCGCGGUACAUUCUGGCCAACAUGUUUGUCCUCAACAAGCCUCAGCCCGCCCCAGAAUGCGGCAAUUUGGACCUGUACCGGCUGAUGAAUUCCCAAGCGCGGUGUCGCGAAGAGGACGUGGGGGCUGCGCGACUGGAGUGUCUCCUGGCGUACUUCCACACAAUUGCCGAGGAAGAACAAGGUCGAACCAUCACGAUCGAGCGGCGUCAGUGGCUAGGGCAGGCCCAUGAACUCGAUGCGUCGGGCCAUACAUUAGCUGGUGUCAACUUGAUGGAAACGUCGAUGGAAUCGGCGGCUGACGCCACACGGUUCGUGAACUUUGCCAACCAGGACCUGCACAUCCACCGAAUCAUCCCGUCCGGGACCCAAGAAGAAGUGCUGUUUUCGUGUGCGCCGGAAGCCUUUGUGGCCAUUGGACUGUGCCCCCGCAUGACGUCAGACCAAGUCAUUAUGAUCCGAAACGUGCGGCGAUUUGUCGAGUACACGGGGUACUUGUCCUCGUUCAAGUUCCUUCGCCUCGUCGGUACUCGUCGGGUGUUUGACAUCUUGUCGAUCGAUGCAGUGACCAGAAGCCACUAUACAGUGGCAUCUGUCGACCGCGACGUCCGGAAAGCGACGUUGGCCAUGCUGCCGACAGACGAGAAACACGGACGGGGGGGGGUCGUGACGGGACAUUGGGGCUGCGGCGUCUUUGGUGGCAACAAAACCCACAAGUUCAUCCAGCAAUGGGUCGCUGCCUCGCGAGCGAAUGUCCCCAUGCUGCACUACUCGGUGUUUGGGGAUGUCCAGCUCAUGAAUUUUCUGCGACAGGUUGAGGCGGCCAUUCGCGCUCGAGAAUGGACGAUCGAUGACGUGGCAACGCGGCUGCUCUCAAAUUACUCGGCCAUGUGCGCGGCGGCCGAUAAGGCCAAGGCAGACGGAUACAUUUGGACGCUGCUGUCAACCAUGUCAACGCCAAGCCGAAAGGUUUCGUACGAGGAGUUUAUCGCUACCGAAUUUGGCCUGGAGGCCGUGGGUUGUAGUAACCUGCUUUUGUGGUAAUAAUGUUUUUAACAAUGACGAUCGUCCGUUUGUAUUUCCGCACGGG
Messenger RNA from Aphanomyces astaci, 1417 nucleotides. RefSeq lists its product as hypothetical. Bases 13 to 1371 code for a protein of 452 amino acids. Gene Ontology annotation, cellular component: cytoplasm; nucleus. Gene Ontology annotation, biological process: ATP generation from poly-ADP-D-ribose; regulation of DNA repair; nucleotide-sugar metabolic process. Gene Ontology annotation, molecular function: poly(ADP-ribose) glycohydrolase activity. The transcript has a single exon. The record is from RefSeq and is a predicted model, not a curated record. NCBI's taxonomy places the organism in Eukaryota, Oomycota, Saprolegniomycetes, Saprolegniales, Verrucalvaceae.